AUGUUUACUUAUCCAAGUACGGACAAAUUAAGUGCUUGAAAAUGUAGAAGGGUGAAAGUGGGGAAACUACUGAGAAAUUAAAACUGAUUUGAAGUUUGAGCAAUAACUUUAAACCAAAAAAAAAAAAAAAGUUAGAAUUUUAAUUGACUAUCUAAAAUUGAUGGAUGGUUUACAUUAAAAUUUUUAAAUAUGAUGCAAAUAAUUCAGAUCACAAAAAAAAAUUAAAGAUUAAUUUAUAAUUGUGAAAAGUAAAGUAUAAUUUUGGUAGUGGAAGUAUGAUUUUGGUCUUGUUAGGAAAGCACAUGAUUUUUAGUAUCAAAAAGUAGCCCCUAAUCUUAUUUUAAUUACAUCUUGUCUUGAUUUUAUCUUAAUCUUCUGAUUAAAAUAUUCAUGAUUUUCUAAACUUAAUACCUACAAUUCUCGUGGAUACGAACCGGCUCAAAAGUAACAAACACAUUGUGUUUAGUCACCAAAACAACCAACAAUUGAUGGACCUCAAAAUGCAGCUUCUUACCUCCCGCUUCACCUUCCUCCUCCUCUUGUCCUCUGUCUGCAUUCUCUAUCUUUUCAUUUCUCUUUUGUUAGUCAACACCUCCAACCCAUAUCACUCUUCUCCUCAACCUCACCACGUCCCCACCACUCUCCACCACCUCUUUUUCGGCAUUGGGGCCAACAAAAACACAUGGGUUUCCCGCAAGGAGUAUGUCAAGUUAUGGUGGAAGCCUCGCCAGAUGCGCGGCUGCGUGUUCGUCGACAGCCUCCAAGAUGACGCUGACACCUCUCCCAAUGACAACGCUUCUCUUCCUCCCCUCUGCGUUUCAGAAGAUACCUCCCGUUUUCGAUAUACGAACAGAGGUGGUCACCCGUCGGCCAUCCGGCUGGCGCGCGUUGUGUUAGAGACUGUUAACAUGAAUCAUUAUGAUGUUAGAUGGUAUGUGUUUGGAGACGACGACACGGUGUUCUUCCCGGAGAAUUUGGCCAAGACUCUUUCGAAAUACGAUCACGAGCUUUGGUACUACGUUGGAGCCAACUCCGAGACUUCCGAGCAGAACAGAGAGUUUGGAUUUGGGAUGGCGUUUGGUGGAGCUGGUUUCGCUUUAAGUUGUCCUCUGGCUAAAGCUCUAGCGAAAGUUUUUGAUUCCUGUCUCCAUCGGUAUCCCCAUCUCUACGGAAGUGCCUCCAGAGUCCACUCCUGUUUGGCCGAGCUUGGCAUCGGUUUGACCCACGAACCCGGCUUCCAUCAGCAGUUUGAUGUGCGGGGCGACGCGUUUGGUCUGUUGGCUGCACAUCCAUUAAAGCCACUGGUUUCUCUACAUCACAUAGAUCACAUAAACCCCAUAUUCCCAAAUAUGACCGCCGUCAAUGCUCUGACUCACUUGUAUGAAGCUGCGAAAGUUGACUCCGAUAGGAUCUUGCAGCAAUCAGUUUGUUAUGAUCGUUGGUUUUCAUGGACGAUAUCAGUGUCGUGGGGCUACGCAGUGCAGGUUUUUGGCUAUCAUUUGUUUCUCCCAGACGCUCUGCCGGCGCAGCAGACUUUCCGGCCGUGGAAAGGCAACGAUGGUUUGGCAUACUCUUUCGACAUAAAACAACCUCACGCCGAUCCUUGCCGGCGACCCACAAUUUUUUUCCUGGACACCUUGUCGUCGUCGGGCAGGAAUGGAGUCCGAAGCAUUUAUAAGAAACAUUAUGAAAAUUGCUCGUACGACAUGGCUUCCCCCAGGAAACUUGAAGAGAUCAGAGUAUUCUCAGACAAACUACGCCUUGGUAUCAAACAGUUGCAGGCUCCAAGAAGGCAUUGCUGCGAUGUGUUACCUUCUUCUACUGGGAAAGUAAUGGAGAUUUCCAUCAGAGAAUGCAAAGAAGAUGAAUUAAUCCACAUGCACGUUUAGUAAUUAGUGUUUGGUUUGGCUUAACAAUUCAAUUAAACAGAUAUCUGACUUCGUCGUCCAAAGCGCAGCACUAGCGAGGCUCUUGAAGAGAUUUAUGGGAAGGGAGAUGUAAAAGAUGAAUUUAAAGAGCUUUUCACAUCUCACUUGCUUCAAGAAGUUCCAAGACCAUCACCAUCCUAAUUUAUUCAAUUUCAAAGUCUAAGCUUAUACAUAUUCUUAUAUUGCAACACUGUAGCAUGUGAAAAAGCUUGAGAAACACUCAAUAGUUCUUUUUUUUUUAUAAAAAAAAAAAAUAUUAAGAUAGUUAAUUAGAGUAUUUUCUAA
This is a messenger RNA of Carica papaya (papaya), 2213 nucleotides long. The record is from RefSeq and is a predicted model, not a curated record. NCBI's taxonomy places the organism in Eukaryota, Viridiplantae, Streptophyta, Magnoliopsida, Brassicales, Caricaceae.